UAUCAUUACACAUCUAUAAAUAUAGUGAAAGAUAGAGAGAUAAAGAGACUUAUAACAAUGGAAAGAGAAGACAUAAAUCAUAUGUUAAGCCUAGAUGUCGAAAACAACAACACCUUCUCUGCCUUUGUAGACAAAACCCUAAUGAUGAUGCCUCCGUUAACAUUUUCCGGCGAAGUAGAGCCUUCCUCUUCUUCUUCUUGGUAUCCAGAAAGCUUUCAUGUGCAUGUGCCGCCACCGGCACCUGAGAAUGAUCAAAUAGGAGAGAAAGGGAAGAAGAAAGAGAAAGAGAAGAGAUCGAGGAAAGUUCCAAGGAUUGCGUUUCAAACGAGGAGUGAUGAUGAUGUUCUUGAUGAUGGUUAUCGUUGGCGAAAAUAUGGCCAGAAAUCUGUCAAGCACAAUGCUCAUCCCAGGAGCUAUUACAGAUGUACGUACCACACAUGCAACGUGAAGAAACAAGUGCAGAGAUUGGCAAAAGAUCCAAACGUCGUCGUAACGACCUACGAAGGCAUUCAUAACCAUCCUUGUGAGAAGCUCAUGGAGACUCUUAAUCCUCUCCUCAGGCAACUUCAGUUCCUCUCCAGUUUCUCUAAUCUCUGACGACUAAUUAUGUUAAUUAAUGCAUGCACGGUGUAAUUACUUAAAGCUGAUUAAGGUGUUAAUCACUCCACUUACCCACAUCUCCCAAGAGACAAGACACAAGUGUAUAGAAUAGAUUUGAAACGAAUGUAACAGUUACGACAUUUUACAAAUGUUUAUUUAUGCCUUGAAUUUU
This is a messenger RNA of Arabidopsis lyrata subsp. lyrata, 772 nucleotides long. Its product is annotated as probable WRKY transcription factor 24. Gene Ontology annotation, molecular function: DNA-binding transcription factor activity; sequence-specific DNA binding. Gene Ontology annotation, biological process: regulation of DNA-templated transcription. The transcript is spliced from 2 exons. NCBI's taxonomy places the organism in Eukaryota, Viridiplantae, Streptophyta, Magnoliopsida, Brassicales, Brassicaceae. Bases 58 to 597 code for a protein of 179 amino acids. The record is from RefSeq and is a predicted model, not a curated record.